CGUCGGGUCGGGGCGGUCGCGGGCGGCGAUGGCGGCCGAGUGGGGCCCGGCGGAGCGGUGGCGGGCGGCCCUGCCGCAGCACGCUGCUUUCAGCCGCCUCCGCGAGAGCGGCGCCGCGACCUCCGCCGCCCCGCGCUCCCCGCUGAUCCGCAGCCUGCUGCUGGGCCUGGACGGAGACCUGCUGCUAUGGGACGGCGAGCGCGGCGCGCUGCUCGACAUCGACCUCCGCCGUCUGAGCGGCGCCGAGCCGGAGUUGGGCCGUUACCAGACGCUGCUGUGCAUCAAUCCGCCGCUGUUCGAGGUGUAUCAGACGCUGCUCAGCCCCGCGCGGCACCAUGUGGCGCUGAUCGGCACCAAAGGGCUCUCGGCCGUGGAGCUGCCCAAACGCUGGGGCAAAAACUCCGAGUUCGAGGGCGGGAAGGCCGUGGUGAACUGCAGCACCAUCCCGGUCGCAGAACGGUUCUUCACCAGUUCCACGUCCCUCACCCUGAAGCACGCGGCCUGGUACCCCUGCGAGACCCUGGAGCCCCACAUCGUGCUGCUGACUUCGGAUAACACCAUCAGGAUCUAUAGCCUGAAGGUGCCCCAGACGCCCAUCAAGGUGAUUGCGCUCUCAGAUGCUGAGGAGGAGACCCUGAUCAUCAACAAAGGGAGAGCCUACACAGCGUCGCUGGGAGAGACCGCAGUGGCGUUUGACUUCGGCCCGCUGGUGCCCGUCCCAGUGAGCAUUCUUGGGCAGCGAGGCAGUGAAGAAGUGCUGGCUUUUCCACUUUACAUUUUAUAUGAAAAUGGAGAGACAUUCCUCACUUAUAUCAACCUGCUGCAGAGUGCUGGAAAUCUUGGCAAGCUGCUCGGCCCUUUGCCCAUGCACCCUGCUGCAGAAGACAACUAUGGCUACGAUGCCUGUGCUGUCCUGUGCCUGCCUUGUAUUCCAAAUAUCCUGGUGAUUGCCACUGAAUCGGGCAUGCUUUAUCACUGUGUGGUGCUGGAUGCAGAAGAGGAUGAGGAGCAGUCAGAAAAAUUGUGGGACCCGAGAUCUGAUCUUGUUCCUUCCCUGUACGUGUUUGAAUGUGUUGAGCUGGAACUUGCACUGAAAUUGGCAUCAGGAGAUGAGGAAGAGCCUUUGGACUCUGAUUUCUCUUGCCCAAUCAAACUGCAUCGAGAUCCCAAAUGCCCUACCAGAUACCACUGCACACAUGAAGCGGGUGUGCACAGCGUGGGGUUGACGUGGAUCAGCAAACUGCAGAAGUUCCUUGACUCAGAUGAAGAAGACAAAGAUAGUUUACAAGAGCUGCGUGCAGAGCAGAAGUGCUUUGUCGAGCAUAUUCUGUGUACAAAGCCAUUGCCAUGCAGGCAAUCUGCUCCAGUUAGAGGAUUUUGGAUAGUAUCUGAUGUGCUGGGACCCACAAUGAUCUGCAUCACAAAUACCUAUGAGUGCAUCACAAGGCCACUCCUAACUGCAGUCCAUCCUGCAUCUCCUUCUCUACUGUGUACCAAAGAAGACAAAGAUGAUGCGACUUCUCCUCUCCGUGUCCUGGCUGAAUCACAGCAUUCAUUUGAGAAGCACAUCCAAAGCAUCCUGCGGCGUAAUUCUGCCAACCCCUUGCUCCUAAAAUCUGCUGAUAAAGAUGCUGCUCCUCCCCCUGAAGAAUGCCUUCAGCUUCUUAGCCGAGCCACGCAAGUGUUCAGGGAGGAAUAUAUACUGAAACAGGAUCUGGCAAAAGAGGAAAUUCAGCAAAGAGUGAAGUUGCUGUGGGGACAGAAGAAGAAACAACUGGAAGACCUUAAUUACUGUCGAGAGGAAAAGAAAAGUUUGCGAGAAAUGGCUGAACGGCUGGCUGACAAGUAUGAGGAAGCCAAAGAGAAGCAAGAAGAUAUUAUGAAUAGGAUGAAGAAAGUGCUUCGUAGUUUCCAAUCUCAGCUUCCUGUUAUAUCAGACAGUGAAAGAGAUAUGAAGAAAGAACUGCAGACAAUCCAUGACCAGCUGCAGCACUUGAGCAAUGCAAUCAGACAGGUUAAAAUGAAGAAGGAAUACCAGCAGAAAAAGAUGGAAAAAGGCAUCAGCCCACGAAAACCCAGCAUCACCCUCAGUGCCUACCAGAGCAAGUGCAUCCAAACCGUUCUGAAAGAAGAGGGAGAACGCAUAAGGGAAAUGGUAAAGCAGAUCAAUGACAUCAGAGGCCACGUGAACUUCUAACAUCUCCAAGAGAAUAAACCUACAAUAAAAGGCUGGAUAAGUUUUCAUUAUUCCGUAGUAAUUCUCCUUACAUAUAUUCAACAUUCAUACACUGAACAAUAUGUCUUUUCUUUAUUAUUUUGUAAAGAUCAAUUAUGAAUUAAAAUACUUUUCAUAAGA
This is a messenger RNA of Lagopus muta (rock ptarmigan), 2356 nucleotides long. It is a transcript of the gene NUP88, whose product is annotated as nucleoporin 88. Gene Ontology annotation, biological process: mRNA export from nucleus; ribosomal large subunit export from nucleus; protein import into nucleus. The transcript is spliced from 17 exons. Gene Ontology annotation, cellular component: nuclear pore. Lineage: Eukaryota; Metazoa; Chordata; Aves; Galliformes; Phasianidae. The record is from RefSeq and is a predicted model, not a curated record. Bases 29 to 2197 code for a protein of 722 amino acids. Gene Ontology annotation, molecular function: structural constituent of nuclear pore.